UCGCCAGUUUCCAGUAACCUUUCUUCAGCCGGGUUUACUUCUUCGACGCCAGUGACCGAUCGCCGCGCCGUGCCUAAGAGCAAGAGGUUAGCUUCCCCUUACACCACGUGCUACGGUGCUACUCUGUUUGUGAAUGUGAGAAGCGCCUCCUCCCAUGCCACAUUCCUAACAAAUUCUUGUUUUACUUGAAACAACUCCUUUCUACCUUAUUCUCUCAAGAUGUUGGUUCUUUUCGAAUCUUCAGCCGGCUAUGCCGUCUUUAAGCUUAUGGAUGAAAAGAAACUGAACAAAACCGAUUCACUUUUCGACGAGUUUCAAUCUCCAGAAAAAGCCAACAGCAUAGUCAAAUUGAAGCAUUUUGAAAAAUUCAAUGACACUACUGAAGCUUUGGCUGCAACAACAGCAGCAGUUGAAGGAAAAUUGAGUAAAGUUCUUAAAAAGGCUCUUAAAAAAGUUUUGAAAGAAGCCACCGACCAAAUACUUAUAGCGGAUGCAAAACUUGGUAAUGCCAUCAAGGACAAAUUUAACGUUUCUUGCGUAUCAAAUACAAAUGUUAUGGAACUGCUCAGAUGCAUCCGGUCACAAGUAGAUAACCUCUUGAGUGGGUUAGACAAGAAAGACAUUUCAGCAAUGGCUUUAGGUUUAGCCCACAGCCUGUCAAGGUACAAGUUAAAAUUUAGCCCUGACAAAGUUGAUACAAUGAUAGUUCAAGCUAUCUGUUUAUUGGACGAUUUAGAUAAAGAAUUAAAUAAUUAUGUCAUGAGAGCUAGAGAAUGGUAUGGCUGGCAUUUUCCAGAAUUGGGGAAAAUAAUCACAGAUGGUGUAGUGUUUGUAAGAGUUGUAAAAUUAAUAGGAACUAGAGAUAACACUGCUAACACAGAUCUUUCUGAUGUUCUGCCUGAAGAUGUCGAAGAAAAAGUCAAAGAAGCCGCUGAAAUAUCAAUGGGAACAGAAAUUUCCCAAGAUGAUAUUAUGAAUAUUCAAGAUUUAUGUGAUCAGGUCAUAGAAAUUUCUGCUUACAGAAGUCAGCUCUAUGAUUAUCUAAAAGCUAGAAUGAUGGCCAUUGCUCCUAAUCUCACAAUUCUUUUGGGAGAACUAAUCGGUGCUAGAUUAAUUUCACAAGCAGGUUCGCUUAUUAAUUUAGCCAAACAGCCCGCAUCUACCGUACAGAUAUAUGGUGCUGAAAAAGCUUUAUUUAGAGCUUUGAAGACUAAUAAAGAUACUCCGAAAUAUGGUCUUAUCUACCACUCAACUCUUGUCACUUCAGCUAGCACAAAAAAUAAAGGAAAGAUGUCUCGAUCAGUAGCUGCAAAGGCAUCAUUAGCCUCUAGGGUCGAUGCCCUUGGGGAAGGAGAUGAAACGGAUGUUGACUUUGGGGCAGAGCAUAAGGCAAAAUUAGAACAACGGCUUAAAAUGCUCGAAGAAGGAAACCUCAGGAAGAUAUCUGGUUCAGCGAAGGCUAAAGCAAAAUUUGAAAAAUACUACUCGAAGAAGGAUGUGAUUAAGUACGAAGAUGAGGAUGAUUCCACAGUCCCAGGAAGUAAAAGGAAGAUCAAACUGGAGGAUAGAAAGCCCUUAAUUCAGGAAAUUACUCCCGCAGAAAGUGAAAGUCCUCCGAAGAAAAAGAAGAAGAUAAAGCAGGAGCCAUCUGAAUAAAAUUUCUAAUUUUUUAUUUUUUAUUCUAGCUCCUAUGCUUCAAUAGGAGAUUUUAAUCCUUUUCAAGUGGUAAAUAGUCAUUUAUCUCUUAUAUAGGAUCUAUUAUUUUUUAAAAUAAAUAACAAAUUAUGUUUA
Molecule: messenger RNA, 1791 nt
Organism: Cimex lectularius (bed bug)
Lineage: Eukaryota; Metazoa; Arthropoda; Insecta; Hemiptera; Cimicidae
Gene: nop5
Product: nucleolar protein 58
Exons: 10
Coding region: 220-1656 (478 amino acids)
Cellular component (GO): small-subunit processome; box C/D methylation guide snoRNP complex
Molecular function (GO): snoRNA binding
Source: RefSeq, a predicted model, not a curated record